UCAUUUCCCAUACUUUUUUUUGUUUUCUUAUUAUCCAUAGGUUUGUUCGUUCAGUCAAAAUCUACUACAACUAAAGAAGGUCAGAAUGUUACCUUGGAUUGUUCUGCUUCAGUAAAAGGAGGAAUGUGGAGCUUCACCACUUGGUUUAAUGGGUCACAGAAACUUAUAAAAAUUGGUCCUAGUAAGCAAAUAUCAAUAUAUUCCAGCAGACAGAUUUCUGUCGUUGGCCAGGACUCUCUUCGCCUGUAUGAGGUUCAUCGUUUUGAUCAUGGGAACUACUCCUGUAGAGCUCUGUAUGUUUUUAAGGAUAACAUGAGCAUUACAACUGAAGACAUCAAACUUCUUGUUAAAGGUGAGACACAAAAACUGUACCAUUUUACGGUCGCGAAAGUCCCUGGGUAGCGAGCCAACUUUUCCCGCUAAAGUUCCUUACAAAACUUGUCAAAUCAUAUACAUACAUAAAUACAUGGUACAUACACUCUUUUAGCCAUUACGACUCCUGAGAAGAAGGAUUAUGAGCUUAUCCCGAACUCUCCCAACCCCUCCAGUGUUUAUAUCAGGCUAUAGUAAAAAGGUUUUCCAUUGCUGUUGUAAAAUAACUUUCCCUAGAAAAAAAGCAAAACUCUUUGUUUAAGGCACUGAUUAAAAGAAAAACUCUUGCCAGUCGCGAAGUGUUGGACACGAAUUUUUGUCUGCGUAAAAGUGAAAAAAUUUACACAGCAUGUUUGUUAAGAUUUUCCAAGUUUCGGCCGACGAGGAAAUGGGUAAAUAAAGUAAAGUUGUCGAUUUUUCAACUCAAAACCUUUUUCAAAUCGGUGCUAGCGUGAUUAGCGCGCGUACGGAAAACAUCUUCACGUCUUAACUUUGUUUAGGCGCCGUCCACACGUAUCGGGACAUUUUUGAAUGUGCAAAUAUUCGUCCACACGACUCUGGAGAGCAGAUUCAAAAAGUUCGGAUACGAAAUGACGGAAGCCGAAUUCACAAAGAAAAAGUUGCGAAUCCGGAUACGUGUCGACGGGGCAAUACUCUCUCGCAAACACGCCUCUCGAUCAAUCAUAGUGCUCGUACUAUCUUAGUUAUUUUAUAAACGUUAAUGUGUUUUACAAUAAAUGGUCCUACGUUUACUCUAAAACUUUGCAAAUUAAAGAGGACGAACUGGAACCCUUAACGCUGCAAACUCUUGAAGCUCCACAAAUGAGAAGAUAUCAGGAGCCUAUUAUCCUAAUAGGCACGGCAGGCGUGUUUGUAAAGAUUUUGAAAUACAUCACUGACUCACAGCAAAUUAUGGUACAAACGUGAAAACUUGCUGGUCGGUUAAAAGCUCCGGCCCAGCUAGCUAUCUUUCCCUUUUAGGCUUGAAUUUGAAUUCGAUUGUUUGGUCUCUUUUUGUUCAUCCUAGGCAAUCUCGUCAUAACGUUUUUCAUAGCCGUGGGUACGAGGUUGCUUCGAAAGGUUUUUGAGACCCAAGUAUUUCUAUUUUGUUUUCUAUUUUCUUAUUUCUUUUUUGUUGGCUACACUACCCAAUUCUCCCCUCCAGAUCGGUCCCUGAACGCAGAUGCUCUGGGCUGCUGAACAUUCCACUUAAAUAUGAAUAAUCAAAAUGAAUAUCACAAAAUAUUUCAAUAUUUUGUGAUUAUGAUUAUUGUGAUUAUGAAUACUCAAGAAAAAGAGACCUAGGCCUCUACAGAGAAGAUCGAAAAUUACGAGAGACGCCUUUAUUAACAAGUAGCAAAGGUUGGAGGUUAAAAGUGUAUCACUGUCAAUCUAGAAAAAAAAAGGGGGGGAGGAAGAACAUGGAAAAAAGUUUCUGAAUAGAAUCUUUAAAUUGAGAAUGAUAUUCAAUGUAAAGGAAAUAAUGGUGUUGUCAUCUACAUGAAUCCAUGUGUUACAUCAUUUUUGUCUUCUUUUAGCCCGCCCGAUUAUUAGAAACACAAGUCCAGAUGCUAUUAAUCUGACCCUGUGGUUACAAACACGUGACCUCAAGAUUGAUUGUGACGUCAGUGCGUUUCCAAAAGCAAAUGUCACGUGGAAGAAAGGUGUUAGACAGCUGCCAGCCGACAGGUUCAAACAAGAGGCCAAUGGAGCUUUACUUAUAACAGAAGCUUCAUAUGAGGACAGUGGGACUUAUGCGUGUACUGCUUCCAAUGAGCUUGGAACGGAUAAUGCUAAUUUUACAGUCAUAGUUUAUGGUAAUUAUAUUCCUUUAAGCAUCCAGUUAAAACCUUCGAUUUUUUUUCGAGUCACUUCAUAAGUUGCCAGAUAAUGCUUAACUUGUGUUCUCCGACCUUUUCGGCUGCAUCUAUACUGCCUCGGUAUAUAAAAGUCAAGCAUGUACAACUUUUAAAAUGGUAACCACAGGACAACAUAAUACAUUUCGCAUACUUGCAUCGCGAUUCAGUGCUCUUUCCUUUGUUGCAAGUUUGCAAGCCUUAAGUACCGCCAUAUUAAUGUUUUUAAAUUUAAUUAGCUACACAAGCUCCAUCUCAAAGCAUCAUAUUAUGUUUGAAUUUAUGAACUUCUUUUUCCAGCUCCUUUGAUGUUUGUCUUUUCAAAACGAAAUUUAACUUUCAUCAAAACAAAGGUCAGUCCAUCGGUUUUUUCGGCACUACCCAAAAUUCUCUCUGGGUGUGGCCUAAUUGUAGAUGGGCUCGAAUAACAACCUUGUUUUGUUGUUUCAAAACUCGUUGGUAAGUUCUGCUGUUAUGACACAUACAGAACCAUUCCUAACGCUAACAAAAUAUUAUUCGUAUCUCACAGAACCACCAAAAAUAUAUGGCCCUCGAAAGUUCCAUGCAAAUGUGGGCGAAUCAGCUAGAUUGAUAUGUAAAUCACGGGGUUACCCUUAUGCCUCGUUCACAUGGUCCUGGAAGGAUCCUGAAAACAAGAAAGUCACCAUCAGUGAAGGCGAGGAAAUACGCGGAUAUGACGUAACAACGUUACAUAGCCACGCAACCAGCCAAAGCACUCUUGAAAUCAGCAAAGUCACCAAGGAAAACUGGAGAAUGUAUACAUGUGAGGUGGUUAACAGCUUGAGCAAUGAUUCUGCUCUUUUUACGUUGUCUGGAAAGAGUAAGUAUUUUAAGACUGUAAGGCUGAUUCCGGCUGAUAAAGUUUAAUAUACAACCUGUAUUCUACUUUAACCGUUGAUCAGGGGUCCGAAAUGGUUUUAAAUGGAAGAGUAGAAUGAGUAAGUGCUCAAGGAGUCUUUAUUCAAUCAACUCGUCUUUUCAAGGAGAGAGAGGUUUCCAAAAACGCGUCGUUACAUUUUUUCUCGAUAACGGGUAAUAACAGGGAUAGUUUUUUUAGUUUUCUAAAGUGACGUAACCAGAUACCAACUCUUGAAUCGUCGUCGCGAAUCGUUGGGCACAACUUUAAUAUGUAGGAAACGAAAAAGAAGAAGAAGAAUUCUUUUUGGACAGUUAUUUACGCUUCGUUGUAAUAUCAAAACACAGCAUGCCUACAAGCAUCGCUGUUUGAGAAUCUAACUUCGAGAGCUGUAUUGCAUUUUGUUGCCCAUUAUCUCAGUAAAUCACAUGGACAAAACACUGGGUCUGAUGGCAAUUUGGCCAUGCUCUCUGAAGAGGCACUUUGAGUAAACACGCCAAAAGCUAGAGGCAUCUUCACCUUGUAGAAUGCAACCUUCCUAGAACGAUUCUAAUAACCAGAUACCCAUAACUAAACAUAAAGGUCUCGUUGUUCAUGUUUUGUACUUUUCAAGAGACAAACAGUGAGGACAGUGUAAAUCGAUUCUCAUUUGAGUAUUAACUAUGUUUAAGCUGUUUGCUUUUUAAAUACUUUCAAUUCAAGGUACCUAUUUUUUAAUCCUUAGCUCGUCCAGAGAGUCCCACUAUUAUUGCCGUUGAGACAAGCGCAUCCGAAGCUGUGGUCAAGUGGAAACUCGGUGACAAUGGGGGUUUGGAACUAAUUGCAUUGAAGCUCCAAUACAAAGAGGGUUCAGAGAACACAUGGCAGGAGAUUCAAAUAAAACCACCAAAUAAAUUCAAGCACACAAUUAUGGACCUACAACCAGACACCAGCUACAAGUUCCGUAUCCUAGCAACCAACAGCCUGGGCAGCAGUCCUCCUAGCGCAACGUUUAUUGUGAAGACCAGCAAGAUGGGUAGGAGAAUCAGUUGUUGAAGUGUCAGUUGCUCGUCUGAUUUAGUCAUUUUGGUUGGAAGGUAGAAGCAGACAAGAAGAGUGAUACUGUUACAGAUAACUGAACACUAUAUUAGCAGGACAGUGCACUGCUCCCCUUACGUUUAAGAAUCUUUGUAGGGUUUAUGCAGGUGUAUAACGUAAGCUAGUAGUCGCGAUCAAUAUCGAAGUGACAAACGUGACACAAACGAUAAACUAAACCCUUUAUACACAUUAUCCACCAUGAUUGUGCUAAUGCUUAUAUAUACCUGUAUCGUAUGUAGUCAGAACAGUACUUGUGACACUAUUUCCAUCUUCCUUCUGCAGAAGCCAGUGCUAGUGUCCAGCCCGAUAAAGGUUUCUUGGGACUCCCUAGUAACAUGACCCCAUUGAUAGCAGGCGUCGGAGGAGGAUUUCUGGCUAUUAUCAUCAUGAUCAUUGGAAUAUUUUAUUUUGUUCGAAAAAUAAACAAGAAAAAUAACCUUGCCAAUACGCCAGUGAACAGCCGUCCAACGAGUCAACAGGAUCCAGCCGAAAGGAACUCGGUAACACUUUUACGUAGUUUUUUUGUUUAUGUAUUUUUAGCCAUGUCAGGAUACUCACAAGUGCCCCAUCCCACGAAAAAAGCUUAUUCGGUGUUAGGUCUGUUAGCCCUACUGAAGGAAAAGUUAAGAAGAAAAGAGCUGUGGAAUAUUUUACCACUUUACUACAUUUGUUUGAGGAUCGAGCCAAUAGUGUAUAGAUUACAUAACCGCUUUAAUUACCAAGGCAAAAGAGGCGCGAAAUGGAGAUUAGGUAUCUCGUGACUACUGACGGUGUGUACUGCCCCGUUACGUUUAUUAAUGGUAGACUAACCGCCUAUAAAAUUGGGUUAACUGGAAAUACCCUAGAUUGUUUCCCUUGUUGAAUUGUUUGUAUUGUUGUUUGAAUAAAAAGCACUAGGUGGUACAAGCAGUGUAAAUUCAGCUUCGAAAGUUAAUCAUUUUAGACUUAACAUACCGAAUAUACUGAAAAGGGUUAAAGACAACUUUCCAUUUCAGUGGAAAAGAGUCGUUCAUUGUAAACCCUGCAGCCAAUUUAUAAAAGCAGAGUUAAAACCGCAGUUUAAAAUUAAGCUACAGGCUUUUAAGCCAUUAUUCUUAUCUCUGUUCUGCUUUCAUCACGGCGUUUGGUGAUUUCAUCGGUUGUCGUUGUUAGAUCAUGAAGCAACCUAACAGAAAAGAUUCGUCGACUUUAAAUCCAUAGAGGAGCACUAACCUGUGCUGAUAUUUUGUCAUUCUUUAAUAUGUUUUUUUUAAAAUUUCAGUUGUUGGUCCAUCAUGUUCCGAAUAUUCCCCUCCCCGCUCAACCAGAGAUACCCCAAGGAGCCGAAUCCGGCCUUCUGUGUAACAAUCCCUGGGAAUUUCCGCGCAACAGAGUGGAUUUACAACUUGUGCUUGGAUCAGGUGCAUUUGGUCUGGUGAUGAAAGCUCAAGCGCAAGGCAUCAAAGGAUGCGUUGGUAAAAUGCAUGUAGCCGUCAAGAUUGUUAAAGGUGUGUAUUACAUGUCAUUAGCUUUUGUUGAAAUAAAAUUACUUCUACGCAAUGACGCGCAUGCUUUGUAAACCCUCUACGGGCCCAUGAGUCUUCCGUUUAUUUUCCUUGAUUUUCUCAGGAUAUCUUAGGUCCAGUUCGAAUUGUUAGUUCUUUCGUUAACCUGUCCUUGUUUUUUGUCGCUACUUAUUAGAAACUGAUAGUGAAACAGCUAGAAGGGACUUGUUUGCCGAAUUGGAAUUGCUCAAGUUGAUCGAGCCUCAUCCGAAUGUCAUUGGAUUAUUAGGCUGUUGUACCAGGCAAGGUAUGUAAGUUAACGCGAACGUGGUUUGUUGGUUUGUUUGUUUGUUUUUUUUUUUUGUCGGAAAUAAGUGUCUAUAUGAUAAUAAUUACUGAAAACUGACAAGAACUGCUCGCCAGAAAAAUGUUUUACUGAGAUCACUUUGACUCUAUUUAUUUAAUCUCAGCCGGAUCUGAAAUCUACCACAUCACUGUGCAGCACAACAUAAUUACUAUUAUACGAAAUAGUGAUAAAAUUGCUUGUAUAAAUUGGGUGACUCCACUGACUAAGGGUUUACUGUGAUUGUGACUAUUUUUUGAAGAUUUGUCUCUUUCUUUUACGUGUAGAGCCCCUGAUGGUAAUUGUUGAAUUUUGCUCGUAUGGCGAUCUUCAAAGUUAUCUCCGUCACUGUCGCGGAGUGGAAGACAAGUACUAUCAAGACUUGUACAAAGUGCCAAUUGAAAAACUUGGUUCCAGGGACCUACUCUCUUUUGCGAUACAGACAGCAAGGGGUAUGGCCCAUCUUGCUGGCAUGAAGGUAAAGACUAUUUUAAUAUGAAAAAAUUGCAUUUAUUUCAGUAAGAAACACCUAUUAUGUGCUGAUGAUGGGAAAAGGAAGUGAGGUUUGUUGCUCUGACAAAUUCACCAGAUACUGAUUCGACUUGCUUUACUCCUGGGUUUCCCCAUUCGUCGUGGACUGCUAUGAGUGACAGGCUAGAUUCUAUUUAAUACAUAAUACAUUUUUUUUUCUCAGUGAGACCACUAAUCUGUAUCAAUUAUAUGUAAUUUAUGUAUUUUAGACUUUUUAGAAUAACUGAGUUAAUUAACUAAGUAUGUUAUUUCCUUUUCAUUUUUUUUUUAACAUCUUAACGUCCAUCUGUAGUUUCAGCAAUUAUUUACCUUCUUUCCCUUUCGGACGCUUUUGCGAGCAUUUGAAAACAUUAUCCGUUAAUAACUGCGUAAUUCAAAUUAAUAAAUUAUUGCCAUGAUCAUCGUCAUCGUCAUUCUCAAAAGCUCUCAAAAACGUAGUAGAUUCUUGGAACACUCAUCCUCUUGACGUCAUGUAAAUGGCUCUGCAUGUGCAGUUUGCCAGUGAUCCCUUGAAUCUAGAAAGUCAUCUAAUUGAAGCAGUGAUUCUAGGAACCGUACACUUUCUGCUCCGCUGAGGCCUCUUUGUGUCGUGGGGAGGCUGAGGAAAGGAAAAUAACUAGAAAGCGCGCGGGAAAAGAUGAGAAGGGGAAGAGAGCAACAGAGGAAGCUCUGGCAUUUUCCAUCUUCCCAUCAUCCACCGCUCGCUUACUAUUUUUAACUAUUUUUAUUUCUUUUUUUAAUGGCAUACUCAGCAGAAGCCUCUGCGAAGGAGAGAGGUACACUUGUGAUUUGAAUGUGGGAAGGACAGACCAGGAUCUUUAUGUCUCUGUAGACUUUAUUCCAAGUUUAAGUCAAGUUCUGCAACUUGUUCAAGAACUCAGUAGCUUAACGCACUAAAAUUGCAACAUUGUAAAGUCAAACAAUGAGUUUCCUUAAAAACCUUAUUUUCUUCAUAGUUUUGAUGUUUUGUGGCAGCUUUGAAGGUGAUUUGAUGUUGUCCUGUACAUUAUUACAAACAGGUCGUACACAGAGAUCUUGCCGCCAGAAAUGUCUUAAUAGACGAAAAUAAAGUUUGCAAAGUGGCAGAUUUUGGCUUUGCAAGAGAUAUUUAUGUAGAAGAUCACUACACAAGAAAAACGCAGGUGAGCAUGAUUGCAAAGCGUAUUAUAAACAUGUGCAUAAGCCCGGGGGGUUACUCCUGAGAAUUCUUGAUGGGGGUGUGCCCUCCGGUUCUCUAAAUCCUGACCCUAUUUUUUCGAUCCGUUAUCAGACCUGACCCCUAAUCCAUACUCGCUUUCAGACCUGGCCUCUGAGAAAUUUCUUAGAUAAGAACAGGAACAAAAACGAUUUCUUAAAAUCGGUUUUGAAUUCGCAUAUUUUUUUCUUCUUUCUUACUCGUUUGGAAUUGAAACGACAAAUACGUUCACACAGUCCUGUAGUUCCCUCGAUUAUCAUACCCGAUUCCAGACAAAAAUGGGCAACGUCUAUACCCGUUUUUAGACCAAAACGACGCAAGAACCAUACCCUUUGAGGCGGCACAUACCUACAUGCGUUACAUAAGGGAGUAACCCCUCCCCCCGAUGCAUGAGACAUAGGACACAGUUAUAUAUAUAUUUGGCAGAUAAUCUUUUUCUUUUUGGUAGUAAGCCAGCGGUUAUUUUACCACUGAGAAUUAUUUUAAACCGUGGAAACAAAAUAACAGCUUAUUGUUCGCGUAUUUUGCCUGUAUUUGACCAGUCCAGUCCAGUCGCCAGAGACUAGAGAAAACUAUACUUGCCCAUGUCGAUUGUAUACACAUUUAUCACACCACUAAGUGACAGUGAUAUGAAUUAUGAGUUAUAAUGUUCCACCUCUUUCAACAGGGUGGACGAUUCCCUAUCAAGUGGAUGGCAAUUGAAUCAUUGCUCGAUGGAGUUUCUACAUCAAAAAGCGACGUGUGAGUUAAUACAACAUAGCCUAAUCGAUACGAGGAACCACGCGUCUGCGUAUGCCCUGCUUGUGCAUAUCGCAGAAAAGAAAACCAUAACCGCUUUCACUACCUGGUGUGGUCAAAUUCCAUCACUACCAGGGGAGGUGUGAUGUAAUUCGGUAUGAUUUUGGUUUCUCGUAAAGGGUUUGGUCUUUACUUAAAACUUUUGAGAAAACCUUUAAUUCAAGGAACUACUCAACGCAGAACAAAGUUCGGGUUGCUAUGUAUUGUUUUAAGUUCUAUUUUUCACUGAACCAGACUUUGCUCACUGCAAACCGUAAACAAACUAUUUUAAUUGCAAUGCUCGCACCGCGGCAAAAGGGAACUUUUGAUUUUUCGACUAGCACAACUAGUCCCUGUCAAGUGGUCUUGUCUGGUCUUCUUCAAAGCCGGUACUGCUAUACUGAAGCCAUUUUAUCUUUCCGUAUUGCACUGACCUGAAGCCAAAGACGAGAUGCACUUGUCAAAUUAAUACUAUCCCGUUUAAAAGUGUUCCUCUGCCUCUGUGCCAGUUUCAAGUCAUGAUAUCACGCAGACAUUUACCUUUCUUAGGCCGACGUAGAUUUUUUUUCACUUGCACCACGCAUUCAUUCUCUUUCAUUUCUUCCGCAGGUGGUCCUUUGGUGUCGUUCUAUGGGAAAUUGUAACGCUAGGUAAGACCGUCAACAUUUUUUUAAAAAAAAUCUAUUCCAUUAAAAAUUCUUACGAACUUUAACAAUUGAACCUAGAAGUUGCAAAAGCAACCCGGUGGACAUAAAAUCCGAAGAACGGGUUUACUUUGUAGGGAAUAGGAAACCCCAAGGUUAUCAAAAGAAAUAUAUCUCAUAUUUUACUAAUAUGUCAUGGUCAUUGCAGGACUUAACUUGAAGUUUAAUUCGUUGGCAACAACAACAGAAAUGCGCUUUUUUUUUUCAGGAGCAUCCCCAUAUCCAGGCAUGAGUUCUCAAGAAGUGAUUAAUUUUCUCCAGGAUUCCUACAGGAUGGAUAAACCAAAACACUGCUCCGAAGAACUGUAAGCAAAUUCUCACGAUGAAAUGGUAAUCCUAAGUAUGACGCCGGAUCAGGCUGGUCCGGCGCCAUGCUCUGUCAUUAAAAUGGGUAAAAAACGAGUUGUCUGGGUUUUCGAGGGCUACAUCCAUUUCAAAAUGUUCGAUGGUACAAAAAACUUAACUGGUUUUGAAAUUUUUUAUGCAGGAGUAUUUGGAGUUUUACGAGGAGGUGGCUGAACUUUUGUCCGGGUAAAGAAAAGUGAUCGUCACAACUAGGUCGCCGUGUCACCGGGGAAUGGUGUAACAUUAAUGCAUGGUUUUUGCCUAGUCCCUGUACGGAGUUUUCCCAGGCCUUCUCGAUCAAUUCACUUCGGUAACGUAUCCUAGGCGAAAGGGCGGGAAACGGCCUCACUUCUUCGCUCGGACCACAUGACCCGUAACGCAUUGACCGCGCGGGAUAAUGAGGCCUAGGGACUAGGCAAGCGAGGUUCCACUAUAUAUUUGUUCAAUCUUUUUAUUUCACAGGUACUUUCUUAUGUUGGACUGUUGGCAAGUGGCACCCCAGAAAAGACCCACAUUCACAGACCUGUCUCAGCACCUCAGUAAACUGUUCAGCGAUGACAGGGUAACUAUCCGAGUUUUUGUCCGCAAUGGCGGCAUGAUGUUUGAAUUAGUCUUUCGCGGAAAAACUCACUGAAACUAGUACGAUUAUUCAUUCAAGUUGCCGCUCAAGAGCGUUUUACCUGAAAAUAACGGUAGACCUGGCAGUAAUGUUAUUCAGUAAGUUCUGAAAACAAAGCGGAAAGAAAUGCAAGUGGGAAAUAUACAGAACAGCAAAAGAAAAAAUAGUGUAUAGCUUCAGUAAAAGUUAAUAACAAAGACGCAAAGUAGAGGUUUGUAGCCAAAUAAACCUCUUAUCACUGAGAAGUCCCACCGUAUUUAAAACUGAUCUGAUUUGAGAAAAGUAACUGCACCAAUUUCUAUCUUUGGGACAGAAAUUGGUUAUUCACCUAUUCUUUUUUAUUGACGCGCUUAUUGAUAUUCCCUUCCUUGUCACUUUGUAGGAAUACGUAGACAUGAGAAUGUAUGAAGAAUCUUCGUACAUCAAUUUUGACGGCUCUUCUGCUACGAUCUAGCUUCCUCAACUAAGACGCGGACAUCUACAGGCGCAUAGUAAUUGAUUGAUAAAUGCCAAUCGUUUGCUUACGCUACUGUUUACUUUGCUCAGGAAUACAUUGACAUGCGGAUGUAUGAAGAUCAUUUGUAUAUCAAUUUUGACAAGACAUCAGGGACAUUGUCAUCAAAAUCAAAAUCAAAAUCGACGAGUGCAAGUCACCAGGAGUCAGCAAUGUGA
Porites lobata is the source of this 10852-nucleotide messenger RNA. The record is from the annotation of a GenBank genome assembly. Lineage: Eukaryota; Metazoa; Cnidaria; Anthozoa; Scleractinia; Poritidae.